AUGACAGUCUCUCCCUUGAGUCUUGUCAAGAACCCAAUGGUGUUGCUUGCAGUUGUCGCGCUGGGUCUUAUGUUUGUCAUGCCCAAGCUCAUGGAGAACAUGGAUCCUGAGAUGCGCGCCGAAUUUGAGCAGCAUUCUCGCUCCUCGCCCAUCACCGGCGCCACUUCCAAUGCCAUGGGUGGUGGCGGUUUUGAUCUGGCCGGCUGGAUGGCAGGCACUGGUGCCCCUAACCCCACGGCCAACGAUGGGGUUCAGGCUGGUUCAACUGGUAGAGAUACGAGUGAUCCUGCCCGGAGGCGCAAAUAG
Penicillium egyptiacum is the source of this 306-nucleotide messenger RNA. The record is from the annotation of a GenBank genome assembly. Lineage: Eukaryota; Fungi; Ascomycota; Eurotiomycetes; Eurotiales; Aspergillaceae.